AUGGCGUCUGUUCCACCCGGCGACAUCACGACUCUUCCUGCAGUGAAGGUCAUCUUCAACGCGCCGUUCGAUGACAAGCACACCUACUACAUGAAGAUCAUCAACUCUGGUGGGCAUCGUAUCGGCUUCGCCUUCAAGACGACCAACCCUCGCCGUCUGAACAUGGACCCGCCCAACGGUGUGCUCGACCCGAAGGAGGCCAUCAACAUCGCCAUCUCUUGCGACGCCUUCGAUCCGGCUGCGGAAGCGACCAACAACGAUCGUGUCACCGUCGAAUGGACCAACACACCGGAAGGAGCAGCCAAGCAAUUCCGCCGCGAGUGGUUCCAGGGUGACGGUAUGGUGCGCCGCAAGAACCUUCCAAUCGAGUACAACAUGUAAGCGGUUGAUGGAAGAUGAUGACGCCAAAAUGCGAUAAUAAUAGGAAAAACAUUUCUCCCUCAUAAUUGUAUAUCUAUAAUGUAAUCUCC
Molecule: messenger RNA, 470 nt
Organism: Meloidogyne enterolobii
Lineage: Eukaryota; Metazoa; Nematoda; Chromadorea; Rhabditida; Meloidogynidae
Source: the annotation of a GenBank genome assembly